AUGGCGAAGGCAUUCGAAGAUAGCGAUGUUUGGCUGCCGGAUGGGAUCUCCGGAGAUAAGGGCGGUGUCGAUUGGAAGUUUGGCAGAAAAGAUUGCUUCCCGAUAGAGUUUCCUUUCGAGUUCGCUGCGAAUCUGGACUCGCCGGUGGAGUCUGCGACUGAGACGGAGGCCAGCGACGAGGACGGGGAGGAUUACGUAGCCGGGCUCACCAAACAGAUGGCUCGAUACUUUCUCCAGGACGAGGACGUGGACGAGGCGGUCGCUGCUGAUACCUCGGAAGCAAUGACCGGAUCGCCUCAGUCCACGCUGUGCGCGCCGUCAGCGUCGUCGAACAAGAGGAGUCCUAACGGGCCGUCGCUGGCGUCGUCCCCGAUAGAACAGAGAGGGAAGGGGAAGGACCCUGGCGUUCCUCUGCACGAGGCGGCAGGUCAGGUGCAGAUGCGCCGUCGCAUCAACGAAUUCGGUCACCGAGAGAGCAUCCUCGACUGCGGAAACCCUAAUAAGACUUCACCGGUGCCGACUUCUCCAAAGAAAGCCGCGGCCAGCUACUUUUCCCCAAAUCCCGCGUUCACGCCGCAGCAACUCCAAGCAGCUCAUGUGAAUAUGUCCCUUCCCCGAUCCAUGGAAACCAACCGACAAGCGAAAACGCAGCAACUCUCGGCGGCCAGGGCAAAGCAGAGCAAAGCCAAGUCCGGCGGCGGAACUUACGGUGAGAACACCCGGUACUGCCGACCUUUGGAUCUCCCAGCCUCCGCUUGGCCGCCGUCGAGAAAAUCCCCUCCCGCGCAGGCGCAGCAGCGGAAGCCGCCGCCCUCCUCGCUCCCCGGCCGCGGCAUGCGCACCGUUUUCCUUCACGCCGCAGGGUCCAAAAAGGAGUCCACCGGCACCGGAGUCUUCCUUCCGCGCACCGUCGGCAACAAGCUGGCCCCGAAGAAAAAGACAGGCUGUUCGACCAUUUUGGUACCCGACAGAGUAAUCCAAGCGUUGAAUCUGAAUCGUGAAGACUUCGCCACUCAGCCUCGCUUUCCUGGAGGCUUCGUUCUCAGCCACGAUGUUCUCAUCGGGCGAAGUAACGCCCACAGAAAACCCCACCACAUGGCACAGGAGGCGACGCCGGUGCCACUACAACUAGCGGCUGCGGCUUCGGUUCCCGAGAGUCGGCUUCCUCGGGAGUGGACCUACUGACCUCGUCCGCCCUACUAGCACCGAUUUCACAGCAGCGUAGUGGUUACUGGUUAUGUUAGAUUGUAGGUGAUGCAAAGACCAAGGAAAAAAGAAUUAAUAAUUACAUUUUUCGCGGCCGCCGGCCAUGGCGAGGUCGCCAUCGGAGAAAUUUAACAGGGAAGCACGGCCAGGUUUAGCAAUAAAGCCGUGAUUGUGUUGAAGUUCAUGUUGUUGAAUUACGUUAUUCAAAUAAUUCUCAAUCUAAAAUAUUUGAAUA
Molecule: messenger RNA, 1441 nt
Organism: Zingiber officinale
Lineage: Eukaryota; Viridiplantae; Streptophyta; Magnoliopsida; Zingiberales; Zingiberaceae
Exons: 4
Coding region: 1-1185 (394 amino acids)
Source: RefSeq, a predicted model, not a curated record